Molecule: messenger RNA, 765 nt
Organism: Monoraphidium neglectum
Lineage: Eukaryota; Viridiplantae; Chlorophyta; Chlorophyceae; Sphaeropleales; Selenastraceae
Exons: 6
Coding region: 1-765 (254 amino acids)
Biological process (GO): DNA repair; DNA replication
Molecular function (GO): 3'-5' DNA helicase activity
Source: RefSeq, a predicted model, not a curated record
AUGUUGAAAAGCGGGUCGCUCCCGGAGGACGGCCCCUGCGCCGGCGGCUGCGACGCGUGCGACCGAGCGCGCGUCGCGGGCGGCGGCGUGGCGGAGCGCGACAUGACUAAGGAGGCACGGCUGCUGCUGGCCGGCAUUGACGCGCUCAAGGCCUACGGCCUGUCCAAAGUUGUCGCACUGCUGCGCGGCUCAAAGAGCAAGGACAUCGCGCCCUGGAUGAUGCAGAAGACCGCGCCAGACGGCACCCUGCUCCACGGCUCCGGCCAGGGCCGCAGCGAGGCGUGGUGGAAGGGGCUGCACGGGCUGCUGGUGGGGCGGGGCAUGAUAGAGCUCAAGAGCAUGCAGGGCCCCCGCGGCAGCUACACAGUCAGCGCGGCCGCCCGCGCCGGCAUCGACUUCCUCCAAGCCCGCGGCCAGUGGUCUGCCGCCGGCGCCUCCCAGGGCACGCAGCCCACACAGGGCACCCAGACCUCUGCAGACGCUGACUCAGCCGCCGCCGCCGCAGCAGCAGCAGCAGCAGCCGCCGGCCCGAGGCUCAUGCUGCGGCUGCCGCCGUCGAUGGACGAGGAGGACGCGGCCGCGGCCGCGGCGGCGGCGGCGGAGCGGGAGCGGCAGCGGCAGCGCGCGGAGGCGCGCGCGGCGGCAGACGGCGUGGCGGCGGAGCGGGAGGAGCUGGGCUGCCAAUAUCCCUGCCACAGCUGUCUGGUGGUCCUCUCGGCGGUCGGCAAAGCGCCCUGCCCUGCACCACGCUGCGUCUGUUGUUGA